Molecule: messenger RNA, 838 nt
Organism: Ictalurus furcatus (blue catfish)
Lineage: Eukaryota; Metazoa; Chordata; Actinopteri; Siluriformes; Ictaluridae
Gene: smim1
Product: small integral membrane protein 1
Exons: 3
Coding region: 221-436 (71 amino acids)
Source: RefSeq, a predicted model, not a curated record
GCUUUAACAUAUUACUGCACCAACUGCUGAAUCAAUGCGUCAAUAAGAACUGCCUGGUUUGUGAAAGAGUUUUUAAUGUUUGCUUGAGUUGAAGGUCACCUAUAGUUAACAAUUAAUAAGUGCUUGUGUAUUUUUGGAAGACUUCAAGAUAGAACAUCUUACAAACGCAAUCUGAAUGUUUUAUAUGCAACAAAUAAGCUUUCUCUAAGGUGGGUAAGAGAUGGAGCCCAAUGAAGCAACUGUACAGUACAACCGAUGGAAUGAAGACAACAUUAACAUGAACGUAGCUGCUUCUCAGACUAGCCUGAAUGGGGUCUAUAACAAACUGUGCACGGGGCAGCUGGGCGUGGUUAUGAGAGUGGCAGGCUCGCUGGCUGUAAUGGCUUCCAUGUACAUCCUCGGCUACGUCACCGGAUACUACGUCCAUAAAUGCUGACACCGUCGAAGACAUUUCACUGUUGUGGCCAACAACAUAUGAUGAAUAAAUUAACUGUGAAGUGAUUUAUAUAUGCAUUCAUUCUCGAAGAAACACAUUUUACUUGAAGUUCCAGUUUUUACCAGUGUUAUAAAAAUGUUAAUGAGUGCUUUUUUCAUCUAUGAUUUUAUUUGCUCCAUUAGAGUUUGUAGAAUGUAUGCUUUGUCAAUUUUGAAUAGAACAUUUCUCAUUAAAUUACCUGUUUAUUACUUUAAUUUUGCUUAGACCUGAAAAGAAUACAGAAAUAGAGUAAUGUCACUAAAUGAAAGCUCUUUUAUAUGUUAGGUCAGUGAAAAAUUAAACAGGAAAGGCCAUGCAGUUAUAGCGAGAUAAUUGAUGACUGGGUGAUGUAAAGCAGAGCAA